CUUUCCGCCAACGACAGUGGAACCAUUCCAGUAUGCACCAAUCCGUUUGUCGGACACAUCACAGUCGACACGACCAUAAUCGCAGGUACAAUCUCGGACAUCCUUGAGUUCCGAUUCAGGGCAGCCAUCCCCGCAAGAAUUGGAACAUUCCGGCACGACAGUGAAAAGCUUGACGAGUUUACCGAGUAUUUUUUCCACGUAGCCAUAUUCAGUCAGUUCGGUGUCGGUCAGCUCGGUGUCGGGCACGGCAGGUGGCCCCCGGAUGAUUCUCUCGUGGUAUACAUUGCUGCAGGCAGUCUCACACCAUUUGGGGUUCUUCUCCUCCAGGACUU
Molecule: messenger RNA, 332 nt
Organism: Gregarina niphandrodes
Lineage: Eukaryota; Apicomplexa; Conoidasida; Eugregarinorida; Gregarinidae
Exons: 1
Source: RefSeq, a predicted model, not a curated record